AUAGCACAACAGGUCAUCCAGGUAGGAACUUUGUUCAUUUUACAUCGUCAAGCCGACUGCAUUUAACCGACGCACGCGAGCUUGCCGGAUGUUUAUGGAACCACAUGUUGUUACCCGGUUAUAAAAGCACAUUUCUGUGGAUGUAGUUUGUGGAAAGUAGAAGAAAACGUUUGUAGCUUGAAUCAGGAUGUCGGCUUCGUUGAUCAGGAGAGGACUGGAGUUGCUGAGCAAUGACAUUAAAGCUUACUUUGGGUUUUGUGCGUGUCUUUUUGCCAUGUGUUUCCUGCCAGAUGUCACUAAAGUGAAGAAGAAGCAGCAGCAGACCCCCAGCUCAGCCACAGUGAUGGAGCUGGUGAGCACCAAGCGGCAGGGAGUUACCAAGCAGGUCAAAAGACUGCAAGGCCGUCUCGGGCCUGGCAAGAGCAAAGCCACUGUUAAAGACAAGAGGAUCAAGUCUGCAGUGGAGGAGUUCAGGAAGAAGCAGGGGAAGAGCCAUUUGAGUGAGAACCUCAAAUACUUUAUGGCAACUGGCUGUAAAGCAACAGAUUCUGACACACUGAAGGUGGCCCUAACGUGCUGAUUUGAUUUCUGUCUGACAUAGAUCGUGAACCACAAUAAAGGGAGGCAGUCAAGAAAUCACCCGGACAGGCCUGUGAAAAAGGCCAAAGAGGCAAAGUCUUUGUUCACAGAGGAGGAGUUCCAGCAGUUUCAGAAGGAAUACUUUGGCAGGACUGUGGAGGAAAAGAAAUAAAACGGACACAAAGACACUGCGCCCACAGCAGAAGCUCCAGGGCUGCGUUUGGAGGAUCGAAGUGGAUUUCUGGACCAGAUUUUGUUCUCAUUCAUGUUCAUGUAGUGUCUGUAUGGUUCUGGGGUUUUUUUUCUUUUUCUUUUUUUUCUUUCAAGGGUGUCUGUGUGAGUAAUGUGUACAUUUUGAACCAACCACAGGUUGAAGUUCAUAGACAAAGUAUGAAAAAUCAUUGACAAAGAGACAGGAAAUGACUGAGAUAUGACUUGUCAGUCAUAGCUCGCUAGUCCUUUGUUUCAUUGUUUGUGAACUACAAACGUAAUGAAGCUCACCUUUAAUUCACAGCCAAGAAAAACACCAUAUUCAUGGCUUAAUAACCAGAUAAGCUUAGCAAGAGCCAUUACAGGGCGGUGUGAGAGAGCAAAUUCCUGAAAUUAUGGGCUUAUGGAUGACUUAUACAAUACAUUUCUGUUUCUCAUCCCUUCUUCUUUGAUAACUUCUUAGAAUUUUUUAUUUUUUA
Haplochromis burtoni (Burton's mouthbrooder) is the source of this 1268-nucleotide messenger RNA. It is a transcript of the gene rps19bp1, whose product is annotated as ribosomal protein S19 binding protein 1. Gene Ontology annotation, molecular function: enzyme binding. The transcript has 4 exons. NCBI's taxonomy places the organism in Eukaryota, Metazoa, Chordata, Actinopteri, Cichliformes, Cichlidae. The coding region runs from base 188 to 580 and encodes 130 amino acids. Gene Ontology annotation, cellular component: nucleolus. The record is from RefSeq and is a predicted model, not a curated record.